Messenger RNA from Juglans regia (Persian walnut), 2067 nucleotides. RefSeq names its product probable glycosyltransferase At3g07620. Gene Ontology annotation, molecular function: glycosyltransferase activity. Lineage: Eukaryota; Viridiplantae; Streptophyta; Magnoliopsida; Fagales; Juglandaceae. Bases 1 to 2067 code for a protein of 688 amino acids. The record is from RefSeq and is a predicted model, not a curated record. The transcript has 4 exons.
AUGGAUUGGCAAGUUCUAUGUCAGGUAGAGACCAGGAGACUCCUAUGGCUUAUGGGCAUGAUGUUUGCAGUGAUUACAACAUUCCAGUUUUUCGAACUUCCGUAUGGUAAUGCUCUAUGGUCUUUAUUUUCUGCUGAUCAGCAUUCGGCAGUGGGAAAUAGUAGCUUUCAGAUUGGAAAUUCACCCUCUGAACCUGAGAUGAUUGGUAACAUGAUGCUUUUGAAUGUUUCAAACUCCACGAAUACAUCUGUUGUUAAUGAGACAGCUAAUAAUACCAGCAUGUCCAAAGUAAUGGAUGGAAAUGAUCUUAAGAAUGGUCUUGUCUCAGAUAGAAAUGGAGAUCCAAACAAGUCUUUGGGAUUAGAUGAGAAUGACAAUGUUUUUAAGGGGUCUUCAUCCGAGAAUCUGGAAGUGCUAAACAGAAAUUCUACAAUUUUGAAUACAAAAGACUCGGGUAAUAGAUCUGCACCGGAGGAGGCCGUUAAAGAACCUCAGCAAGGCUUCCAUCAGAAGAAAAAUAAUAUAGAUGAUAAUCUUUCGGUAGGUAAGGUUGGAAAUGGAACUGUUACUCCCAUAUCAAAACAUAUUGGAAACUCAGGUGCUCGUCCUGCAAGUCCUUUGCCUGCAACAUCACCUAUGAAUGCAUCACCCAAGGCAGCUUCCCUCAUCAUCAUGGAUACAGAUAUUAGAACACCCGUUGUUGAUUCAAAUACAUCCUUAGAGGUGAAAAUUGGAAAUACCACUCCUAUGAGUGAUACAAAACGUGGGCAAUUGCAAAGUGGCCUCACCCCGUCAGCCAAUUCUUCUUCUGGGAAUGGAGUCCCCAAGGUGACUAAGGGGCGUGGGAAGCCACCCUCUGUGGUAGUUUCAAUAUCUGAGAUGAACGAGUUGUUGCUUCGGAGUCAUUCUUUAAACCAGUCAAUGGUACCAGAAUGGUCUUCUGCUGUUGACCAAGAGUUACUUUAUGCAAAAUCACUGAUCGAAAAUGCACCCAUCGUAAAAAAUGAUCUAAAGCUUCAUGCUCCUCUCUACAGGAAUGUUUCCAUGUUUAAAAGGAGUUAUGAGUUAAUGGAAGACAUUCUCAAAGUUUAUAUUUACAGCGAGGGGGAAAAACCCAUCUUCCACCAGCCACUACUCACGGGAAUAUAUGCAUCUGAGGGAUGGUUCAUGAAGCUGCUGGAAGCUAACAAAAAAUUUGUGACAAAAGACCCUACAAAGGCCCAUUUGUUUUACUUACCCUUCAGCUCUCGAAUGUUGGAGCUAACAUUAUAUGUACCUAAUUCACACAGCCGUAAGAACCUUAUACAAUACUUGAAGAAUUACUUGGACAUGAUUGCAGCGAAGCAUCCUUUCUGGAACAGAACUGGAGGAGCAGAUCAUUUUCUUGUUGCUUGUCAUGACUGGGCCUUAGAAGAAACAAGGAAGCAUAUGAAUAAGUGCAUAAGAGCCCUCUGCAAUGCUGAUAUGAAAGGUUUUGUUCUCGGAAAGGAUGUAUCUCUUCCGGAAACAUUAGUACGCUCACCUCAGAACCUACUACGGGAACUUGGAGGAAAACCUCCCUCCGAGAGGUCAAUCCUAGCUUUCUUUGCAGGAAGCAUGCAUGGUUAUCUACGGCCAAUUCUGUUACAAAAUUGGGGAGAGAAAGAUCCCGACAUGAAAAUCUUUGGUCGAAUGCCUUACGUCAAGGGCAAUAAGAACUAUAUUCAGCACAUGAAGAGCAGCAAGUAUUGUAUAUGUGCAAAAGGCUACGAAGUCAACAGUCCACGAGUGGUGGAGGCCAUAUUUUAUGAGUGUGUCCCAGUGAUCAUAUCUGACAAUUUUGUUCCUCCCUUUUUUGAAGUUUUGAAUUGGGAAUCCUUUGCUGUAUUUGUCUUGGAGAAGGAUAUUCCAAACUUGAAAGGUAUACUCCUUUCAAUACCAAAGGAAAGGUAUCUUGAGCUACAUAUGGGGGUCAAAAAGGUACAAAUGCAUUUUCUUUGGCAUGCCAAGCCUGUGAAGUAUGACAUCUUUUAUAUGAUUCUGCACUCCACUUGGUACAAUAGACUUAAUCAAAUAAGCCACAUAUAG